GAAGACGCGACUGAUAACUUGCACUUGCAGAAAAUACAGCAGACUGAGAAGAAGAGAGAGAAAUGGAAAAGAUGAAGACAUCAUCAUAUUCACUCUUACGACGAAUUCUGAAACGAACAACAUCAUCUCAAUAUCAAACUCGAAGAAUGCUAUCUUCUCAUCUCAAUCACGAGGUGCUUGUUGAAGGAAAAUCUUACAGUCGAACUGCUGUUCUUCAUCGUCCUCCAGUUUUAAAUGCUCUCAAUACUUCUAUGGGUGCUAUGCUUCAAAAGUACUACAAAUGUUGGGAAGAUGAUCCUGAUAUCGGUUUUGUGAUGGUGAAGGGGAGUGGCAGAGCAUUUUGUGCUGGUGGAGAUAUUGUUACUCUUUAUCGCCAAAUCAACGAAGGAAAAAUAGAAGACUGUAAAGAAUUUUUUAGGACUCUAUAUACAUUUAUUUACACACUUGGCACAUAUAUGAAGCCACAUGUGGCCCUUCUGAACGGUGUAACAAUGGGUGGUGGAGGAGGUGUCUCAAUUCCUGGGACAUUUCGGGUUGCAACAGACAAAACUGUCUUUGCCACCCCAGAAACUAUGAUUGGUUUUCAUCCUGAUGCUGGAGCCUCUUUCUACCUUUCGCAUUUACCUGGCUACAUUGGAGAAUACUUGGCCCUGACAAGUGAAACACUCAGUGGUGCUGAAAUGCUUGCUUGUGGGCUUGCAACACAUUAUUCACUUAGCGCCAAGCUUCCGCAAAUAGAAGAACAUUUGUACAAUCUUGUCACCGAUGAUUUUUCUGUUAUUGAGAGAUCCCUACAGGAGUUUGCUGACAUUGUAUCACCUGAUAAUAUGAGUGUCCUUUGCAGGCUGAAGACACUCAACAAAUGUUUUGGACAUGACACUGUCGAGGAGAUCAUUGAUUCACUGGAAGAUGAGGCAACCAAAACAGAUCAUGCCUGGUGUGCUUCUACUUUAAAGAGGUUACAUGAAGUAUCCCCAUUGAGCCUGAAGGUUUCCUUGAGAUCAAUACGAGAAGGGAGAUAUCAGACCCUUGACCAAUGCCUGGCUCGUGAGUACCGCAUGUCGCUUCAGGGAGUCUCCGGGAAGAUCUCAAAUGACUUCUUGGAGGGAGUACGGGCAAGAAUGGUGGACAGGGACUUCUUGCCAAAGAUCCUUGAGAGGAUCCGGCCACCCAUCCCUGGAUGUGUGAGCCUGCAUCGGCAAAUAGCUAAAGAUGAAAUGUUUGGAAGCUUAUUUACUAGACAGCAUUGUUUUUUAUUAUCUGCAGUGGGACCCACCGAGCUUGGAUAGAGUCUCUGAGGAUAUGGUAGAUGAAUACUUUUCCCCUCUCAGUGUGUCUGAACCAGAACUAGAGUUACCAAUAAAGCAGCGAGAAGCAUUUUCUUAGUGGCUUUUAAAGGACCGUCAUCAUUCAAAACAUUACACUUUGGGUUAUUAUGCUACUGUAAAUAUACCCAUGGAUUCUUCUCUCCUGAAAAAUAAGGCUGCUGUAGUUAAAGAAAUCAAAAAUUGCGCCGCAGCACAUCUUAGUUGGUAGGAAACUCAUGCUGAAACCUUUUCGCUGAUGAAGGAGGUCGAAGAUGUAUUCCAAACGUUUAACAGUAGAUAUAGGCUAGAAAUUAUGUCAUGAGAUUGUUCGAUUUUUAAAGCAAGUAUUACCCUUUUACUGAAUGUAAUAAGAAUGAUUGCAACUUUGCAUAUAAUAGCAGAGAACUUAUUGCUCA
Messenger RNA from Beta vulgaris subsp. vulgaris (sugar beet), 1723 nucleotides. Its product is annotated as 3-hydroxyisobutyryl-CoA hydrolase-like protein 1, mitochondrial. The transcript has 14 exons. The record is from RefSeq and is a predicted model, not a curated record. Gene Ontology annotation, biological process: L-valine catabolic process. NCBI's taxonomy places the organism in Eukaryota, Viridiplantae, Streptophyta, Magnoliopsida, Caryophyllales, Amaranthaceae. The coding region runs from base 63 to 1289 and encodes 408 amino acids. Gene Ontology annotation, molecular function: 3-hydroxyisobutyryl-CoA hydrolase activity.